Molecule: messenger RNA, 1140 nt
Organism: Trichomonas vaginalis G3
Lineage: Eukaryota; Parabasalia; Trichomonadida; Trichomonadidae
Product: amelogenin-related protein family
Exons: 1
Coding region: 1-1140 (379 amino acids)
Source: RefSeq, a predicted model, not a curated record
AUGUUUGUUCUAUUGUUAGCUCAGAUUCGAUCAGUAUCGAUUUCAACUGGAACAAAUACUGUUUCGCUUUAUAGUCAGCAGACAUACGAAAUGUCAAUUUCCGCAAAUACAUUUGUAAUUUUCAAUGGUAAAUAUAGUUCCGAUUUGAAAGGCUAUGCAACAUGUGGUUAUCAAUCAUUGGCCAUAUUAGGAUCUACAUUUGUUGUUGCUGUUUCAUUUUUAGAAUCAGGAACAAUUACUGUUACAAAUACAUUGUAUUCCUCUCAAACAUUUAGGUAUUGCGCGUUCACUAAUCGUACUUCUCUAUGCCAUGAAAUUAUCGUACCUGUAGGCCGCGACGUAACAUUCAAGGUUCAAAGUGGAAAACAAUAUUGCGUAUAUGUUCCACUUAUUUCCGGGUCUGUUAAUAUUCCAACAGCCGUCUCUAGUAUCGGCUCUUACAAUGCCGAUGGUUAUGCGGACGAAUACCAAACUACGUAUUACGAUAGUCAUUAUUUCACUGUUAUUGAAUACAGUGAUGCCAAUGUUGGUUUUGAAAUUAGUGAUACCAGUGAUACAUUAAAUUACUACAUGUCGAACGAAAACAAUUACUAUUAUGCUUACAAAAUUAGCUCUUCUUCAACCACCCUAAUCAACACCAAAUCCUCUUCAAGAGAUUAUUCUUAUAAUACCCCAAGUCCAUCAGAUUAUCAUAUCAUUAAAUCUUCAAGCAGCUUCCCGUUCUGGGUUCUUGGUCCUAUCUUUUCACUUAUUGUUUUUGUUGUUAUUGUUGUCGUUUGCUGCGUCUGCUCCUAUAAGAUAUGCAAUAAGGCUGUCAAAUCGAAAUCUUCGUCUUCUUCAUCAUCCAAAUCUAAAAAGCGUAAGAACCAUAAGGAAACAAAUAGCGUUACUGUUGUUACCACAACCACUCAACAACCUCAACAGCCACAGGCAGCUCCUCAGCAGCCAUACAAUCAGAAUAUGCAACCAAUGUACUACCAACCGGGAUAUCCAACAGGCCCUACACCAUACUAUCCUCCACAAUAUCCAUCUGGUGAACCGAACCCUUAUUCUGCAGAUAUACAACCAAACGGACAGCCAGCUCCUUAUCCAAAUGCUUAUCCUAAUCCUUACUAUCCAGCACCACCUCAGAACACAUAA